Gilbertella persicaria is the source of this 1275-nucleotide messenger RNA. RefSeq lists its product as uncharacterized. Gene Ontology annotation, biological process: protein transport. Lineage: Eukaryota; Fungi; Mucoromycota; Mucoromycetes; Mucorales; Choanephoraceae. The transcript is spliced from 2 exons. Bases 1 to 1275 code for a protein of 424 amino acids. The record is from RefSeq and is a predicted model, not a curated record. Gene Ontology annotation, cellular component: cytoplasm.
AUGGAAAGGACACUUUCAUGGCAGGAUGUGAGAGAUGCUCCUUCGUUAUCCAAUCAUAACUAUCGAUUUGUAGAAAUCUCAAACAGAAAAUACAGAAAACCACCUAUUUGGUUUUCAGUGAAAGUGAACCGUAUCGACGGCAACAGUCAACAAACGACCUGUCACCCGGGUUCUAUUUUUGAAGGCACAGUCAAUAUCAAAUUAGAGACACCAAUAGCAGCACAAUAUCUGAAGCUUGUCUUUAAAGGAGCAGAGAAAAUACACAGUGAUGUGAUUGGAAAAGAACAUAAACGAAAAGGAGAACGGUUGUUUGCUAUCCGUACUGUUCUCUGGGGCAUUCCUGACGAUAAUGAGAUACAGACACAAUGGCCUAUUAUUGAACCCGGUGAACAUCAAUUUCCAUUUAUGUGCGAAAUGCCUAUGGUGAAUUAUCCUCCCACAUUCAGACACCACCUUGCAUCGUGUGAAUUUGAAUUAGUCGCUUGUUUAGAGCGACCUGGCAUUCGACCCUUCCAGACAACACCAUACUAUUUGCGUUAUGAGCCCUUUUUGAGCUCAAGUCAAUCAAAGCAAGCAGCACUAUACCAAGAAAAAGUACGGUUAUCCAACGCCUAUAAAGCCACUAUCAGCCUACCAGGUGGCUGUCAAUAUAACUUGCUUGAUACUCGGUCUAUUCCACUUGAAUUAUCGAUUCAACAUUUACUGAACAAGCAACAGCCAUCUGAAGUACUGAAUCAUAUUGAAGUCUAUGUGAAGCGGCAAGUGGAUGUGACGCAUGGUACUUAUUUCCGCUCUGAUACCAUGGUCAUGAGUCAUGUAGACCAAUCGACUUUUAGACUCAAACGUACAAAAGCAGGCACUCGUACUUUUGCUAUCACCCUACCUUUACCAACCCGCAUUAACCCAGACUUGGACCAGACAACCCAACGAAAUUUCGAAGUGCUUGGCAUGACAACCCACAUUGAUUUUUCUAAGCAUAUUCAUAUGAACUAUAGGCUGUAUGUGACAGCCAAAGUCAAACAUGGCUUGAUUUGGACAAAAAGGCAAUUGUUCUGUAUUCCUCUCCAUUUCGGUACCAUGUCUCGAGGAGAACAAGUGCCGAGUAGUCUUGUGAGUUACAGAGACCCUGUUGUUACGGCUGAUACAACCUUAUCUACUAAGCCAAGGUUCAUAAGAGCACCUAGCUUAGAUGAACAAUUGCCUGCUUAUGAUGAAGAAACAUCACCACCUGUUUAUCAACACACAUUUGGAUUAUUUCGACUUGUAUCUACUUGA